Phlebotomus papatasi is the source of this 1686-nucleotide messenger RNA. RefSeq lists its product as uncharacterized. The transcript is spliced from 4 exons. The coding region runs from base 145 to 1485 and encodes 446 amino acids. Lineage: Eukaryota; Metazoa; Arthropoda; Insecta; Diptera; Psychodidae. The record is from RefSeq and is a predicted model, not a curated record.
CAAAUGUUUGCCGGCUUCAGUAGUUGCGGCUAUUCAGCAGUGUAUUCAUUGAAAUUCGUUACUUAUUAACACGCAUUCGUUUAGCAUUCUUCAGUGGAGUUUUUCCUUUCUUCUGUGUCAAUAAAAUCUCAGUGAAAUAAAAAAAUGCCUAUCGAAGUGGACACUGAAGAUAAACUCGAAUACCGCUUCUACCCGGUUACCAAUCGCAUCGUCAACUUCAAGAUCCGAGCUCCAAAUGACGCACACUUGGCUCUGACCACGGGACCAGCUGAGUCUGAUCCUAUGGUUGAGGUAUUCAUCGGCGGCUGGAAAAAUACCAAAUCCGUCAUCCGGAAGAAUCGCACUAAACCGGAUGUCGUUGAAGCCGACACUCCAGAUGUCCUCAAUGCUGGCGAAUUCCGGGGUUUCUGGAUACGCUGGACUAUGGAUGGCAUCAUUACCGUUGGGCGAGAGGGUGAGGCUGCUGCCUUCCUCUCCUGGCAAGAUCCAGACAACUGCCCAUUCAAUUAUGUGGGCGUUUGCACUGGAUGGGGUGCCAGUGGAUCCUGGAUUAUUGAAGGUGGUCCAGAGAUGAAGACACCCGAUAACCUCAAGUACAACUUUGUACCGGCUCUGGAGCAUGGAUCCGUGACUGUGGAGUUUAAGGGUCCCUCAAACUGCCACAUCGGCCUUAUGGCUCUGCCCAAUGAUACCAAACCCCUCACAGAACUCAUCCUGGGCGGCUGGAAUAAUACAGCCAGCGUGAUUCGUGUGAACCGCGAAUCUCCGGAUCGCGUGCGUGUGGACACUCCGAAUAUCGUGAAUGCUUCCCAUUUCACCACUUUCCACAUCGAGUGGCGCCAUGGGCAUCUGUCUGUGCGUCAGGGAGGCCCCCGAGGACCCUUGGUAAUGGAGGCACCUGAAGCUGUUCGAUUUCCUGUGAGAUUCGUAGCCGUGCGCACCGGAUGGGGUGCCACGGGGAAGUGGAGGAUUCAUUUUGAUGCACAGAGUGGUCAGCUUCCACCUACCCACAUCGCUCCUUUCCCACCUCGUCGAGAUGCUCCAGGAGGUUUGGUUUCGAGCGGAGGAUCUGCCUGCUGGGUUCCAGCAAGUGGUGGUCAGGUGCCCGAAGGAGCUGUAAUGGGUGGUCAUGAUGGAGAACAGCUGUAUGUGGCUCGUGCCAGAUACGGUGGUGGCCUUAUUCCCGGUAAACUCGUGCCUUCUCACGGGGUCUGCUACGUGGCCUGGGGUGGUGGUGAGAAUGCCGUAACGGACUAUGAGGUCCUCUGUGGUGGUGGAAAUUGGGUGACUGGAGCUGGAGAUGCAAUUCCACCCAAUGCCAUGCCAGGUGGUGAAACUGAAGAGGGUGAGCCUCUCUUCAUUGGCCGAGCAAAUCAUGAGGGUACCAUCACAGUGGGAAAGGUACAGCCAUCUCAUGGAUGCGUCUACAUUCCGUACGGAGGCCAGGAACUCCGAUACGAUCAAUACGAAAUCUUUGUUCAGUGAAUCUAGCACUACUCAUCAUUUAUUUACGUUGAUCCUCUUUGAAUCUCUUUUCUAUUAAAUAUACGCUAAAACGCAAAAUUUAUAGAUUUUGUAGUCGGUUAUAAAAAAAAAUGAUAAAUUUUCUAAAGUUUUUUUUUGGAAAGCUGUAUUAUUUAAAAAAUGUAAUUGCUGAAGCAAUAAAUGCACAAAAUGUAUGUUAGA